Drosophila navojoa is the source of this 709-nucleotide messenger RNA. It is a transcript of the gene pigs, whose product is annotated as GAS2-like protein pickled eggs. Gene Ontology annotation, cellular component: actin filament; microtubule plus-end; cytoplasm. Gene Ontology annotation, biological process: protein localization to microtubule plus-end; regulation of microtubule polymerization or depolymerization; microtubule bundle formation. The record is from RefSeq and is a predicted model, not a curated record. NCBI's taxonomy places the organism in Eukaryota, Metazoa, Arthropoda, Insecta, Diptera, Drosophilidae. Gene Ontology annotation, molecular function: cytoskeletal adaptor activity; actin filament binding; microtubule binding.
CACGCAAAUUACGUGCGACAAGCAGCCGAGGACUAUUUGGCCCGCCGACAGGCGCGCAACAAAUCAAUGACACGCUCCAUGACUUCCGGCUUGGCCGGGCCGAUCCUCGCCCUGGGCAACGUCUACUAUCUGCCCGCAGCCAAGAGCGGCACAUUCUUCGCGCGCGACAAUGUCUCCAAUUUCAUAACCUGGUGCAGAAAGAGCCUGAAGAUCAUCGAGUGCCUAUUGUUCGAAACGGACGAUCUGAUCAUGCGCAAGAACGAGAAGCAUGUGAUACUCUGCCUGCUGGAGGUGGCCAGACGUGGCGCCAAGUUUGGCAUGCUAGCGCCGAUGCUGGUACAAAUGGAGCGACAAAUCGAUCGCGAAAUCGCGGCCGAUAACAAAGCCAACGGCGUCGGCUGUGGCACACAGACAAACAACGGCUGCUCGGAGAGCGGCACUCAAACGGAGGCGCCACCUAUUGGCGAUGAGUGUGCGGCCAACGAGACGGAUCUGUACGACAGCGAUACAGAGAACGAGGAUGAGAACGACAAGGAUCCGAUGCUGAUGUACGGACCCCAGCCACAGAUCAUAACCAACGAUCUGAAGAGCCUCGAUGAGAUGGUAAGUGCAGAUCCAAAUCCGCUAGCCCUAAUUGGGGCUACUGUUUGCAGUCAGCCACCAACUGGCUUUUCCACACAUUUCUCCUCAAAAACUCCUCUAGCCAUAA